Molecule: messenger RNA, 2865 nt
Organism: Symbiodinium natans
Lineage: Eukaryota; Dinophyceae; Suessiales; Symbiodiniaceae
Source: the annotation of a GenBank genome assembly
AUGAACAUAGAUGAGGAGGGACUCCCAUCUCCUUCGACCCCUAGAAUAAGAGCCAUCACAUAUCCCGAUCAUUUCAGUCCUGUGACCGACACCACAGGAAGUCCAGAGCCACUCCACAUACCAGCACAUCCUACGACACCAGCAGCACUCACACCCUUCCCGGGUCAUAACCAACAGGUUAUGAGCCCAAGGGGCACCACUGCAGCAUGGACACCGCCUCCAGUAGUUCAUCCUUUUGCAGCUUCUGCUUCAGGUACAACUACUCCGUUUGCAGGUGCAACCUUCACGCAAGCAACUCGGAUUGAGGUCCCGGUACACGUGUUGGAACAAUUUGCGCAGCAGAAUACGAUUGACAAUGAGAUCCUUGGAGAUUUACGGGCGGCCGUGGUAGAACUACAUGACCGCAUGCAACACCGCACAAACAUCCUUGGAACAACAACUACCUCGUUGGCCGACGGCUACAACCUUGUGGUAGAAAAUUUAGGGCGUCUGCAGCAGGGCCUUGAUGCACACAGUGAAGUCAUCACUCGUCUUGUGCAGGACAACCGAGGAAUUCAUGAUGAGCUUGAAGCCACGCGCGCCCAGUUGGAAGAGGUUCGGACAAUGGCUCAGACCCCUCGAUUGGGACCAGAACAAUGGCAGGCUCAGGUGGAAGCACACAUCUUGAAACUUCAGAAUGAGUUCGACAUGCGAAUGAAGCAGGUCGAUGAUGAUCAUCAUAGCACCAAAUCCCGUGUUCGAAAUCUUGAGGACAGGGCUGUGAGUAGGACGGAAGUUCCAGAUGCUCACAUGGUACAGGAACAGGUGGACGAGACCUUUUCUGCGGUGCAGCACCUCAGAAGUGUCGUCGAGGCUAAGCACCUGGAGUUAGACCAUGGCUUGGCAGAGGCGAGGGAAUCGAUUCAGGACCUGUCCAACACUCAGCGGAAGGUUGAGAAGAGUCUUGAUCACCUUCAGGCACUUUGUGAGCAGAACAAGCAGAUGAACAGUAUCUUGAUUGAUGCCUAUGAAGGUUCGUGGUGGGGCAAUCAGGCAUUGAAGCCUCUGGAUGAGCCCAUUGGAGGGCCAUCUGGACAGAAUCCUGCUCCAGCUGAGGGCAGGGACACCAGUCAGGAACAGGGCAAUGCAAUUCAUCAUGCUCGAUGGAAACUCCUGGCUGAUGUUCCAAGUUUACAGGUUGGUUCAGGGGAACCGUGGGAAGUCGGAAUGAGAUUUCGCACGUGGUUGAAACAGCUUGACACAGUCGCUGGCACCAUAGCACCCGCUUUUGGUACUUUCGUGGCAGCGCAGGUUCAGUUGGCGGAGCAACGUCAUGGCGAGAGGAUGGCUGGCUUGGUCACUUUGGGACCGCCGCCGGAUGUGGAUCCACGAGAUUCUGAGUGCGAGAGCAGGCUUAUCCUUUUGUUGAUCCGUUGUCUUCCUCAGGAAUGGAAAACAAGCGUGCUGGAACAACAGGACGAGUCCAAGGGCAGGAGAGCUUUGGAUCUCCUAGAGGGAGUCUUCGAAGUCCUGCAGCCCGGCGGGGCUGCAGAGAUGCAAUCCUUGAAUACGUUCGUUCGUACACUUCGGCCUGUUACGACAGCAAAGGAUGGACUCAGUGUUCUUAGGCACUGGCGUCUCGCCAGAACCAGGGCCACAGCUCUGGCACUUCCAAAGUUGGCACCGUUUGAAGAACUACAAGCUCUGAGUACGAUGGCACAGACUUUGGAGCGGCGUCAUGAUCGUUUUCGCACCCUCUUGGGCUUGCUUCGGACAGAUCCCGACAUCAUCCGCCCCACAGCAGCUGGAGUUGAAAAGAUGGUCACUCUGAUAGAGCAGCAGUUGCAGCUGCUCAGCGCUGAUGAGCACAUCAAGGCGAACAGGCAGCAUGAGCCUGAUCCUCAAGCUGCGAAGGGCAAAGGCGAUGGCAAAGGAAAGGACAAAGGCAAGAGAGGGGGCAAGGAAACGAAGAAGCCAUGUGAGUUCAUGAAGAAAUACGGGAAGUGCAAAUUUGGCGACAGAUGUCACUACAGCCAUGAUGGUCUACAAGGACAGGAGUCUGGUACACAGGAGUGUCUUGCAUGGGCCAAGAAUGGGAAAUGCAAGUUCGGCGACAAGUGUAGAUACCAGCACAAUGGUGAAGCGAACAAGGCAGCAAAUCCGAAGGCGAAGCAAAAACCAAAGGCAAAGGCCAAAUCCUCAGCAUCAGCGGCAGAGGGAGAGUCCGAACUUGUCGGAGUGAAGCCUACAGCGUCUGCUAUCCGUGUUUCUUCCAGUGUUGCUAGAAUGGCACGCAGCAUGCAGAGUGAGGAGGAGAGCAGCAGUCAGGCAUUAUCUGGUGAGGAGUUUGAGAUUCCCAUGCAUGCAGAGGCAAGUACUCCCGAGUGGUCAGAUGUUGAACAAGGAGUUUUCCUGAUGAAGAUUCAGAUGUCUCUGCAGAAGAAGGGGACCAUGACCACACUACGCCUACUGCAGAGGCCUCCGCUUCGGGAGCUGCGAGACACACUCCUCUUGGAGCUUUUGAUUUGCCUACUACAAUGGGUGCGCGCACGGGCCCAUCCGAGCCCCAUCUGGGAGUUACGAGAUCCACUCUUGGAGCCUCCAGCUCGACUACUACAUUGGACGAGCCUAUGGGCCCCGCCGAACACUUUGUUGAAGCUAAGCGUCUUACUCCUCUUGGAGCCUCAGACUCGCCUUCUGUCGGCCGACACGCCCAACGAGCCUCAUGACCUGCAAUACAUAAGGCGCUUAGAGUUGCAUGCAGUUUCCGCCCAAUUGCAGGAAACACGUGCCAGCCUGGCCCUUGCUCAACAGGCCUACACCGAUCUCAGGCCUAUUUUCAGAUCCAGGCCAGCCUCCCGCAUCCUGCCCUGCCUCGGCCACUGA